Molecule: messenger RNA, 1854 nt
Organism: Corylus avellana
Lineage: Eukaryota; Viridiplantae; Streptophyta; Magnoliopsida; Fagales; Betulaceae
Source: RefSeq, a predicted model, not a curated record
UUCGUUUCAAUUUCUAAGGAACCAAACAGUUUAGGGUUUAAAUGAGUGUGUUUUGAUCACAGAUGGGUCUUCUUCAAGGACUCUGGCGACUCAUAUUUGGUUCCCAAGACGAACGUCGUGAUGAUCAUAAUGUUCAGAACAGAAAUCCAGUGUACAAAAAUCAUUCAUUCAAUACAGCCCCACCAAAUUUUCCGAGCUCACGGGUGAUUGGGGUGACUCGGGUGACGCGGAGUGCUCCAUUUGGUCAACCAAAUGUCGGCGAUUCACCGACAACCAAUCCACAACAUAUUCAGGAGUUAUUGGAAAGAAGGAAUGAAGUUCAUCAGAGUUCAACAAGUUCUAGACCAUUUCAAUCUUCAUAUAAACCAUCCCAUGGCCAAUCUUCUUCUAGUCCAUCUCCUUCGUCCUCUAAUUCUGCAACAUCUACUUCUAAACAGCCUCUAUCUUUUCGCAAUGCAUUGUUAUCUUCCUCCAAACCACAUCAAUCUGCAUCGAAACUUUCUCCAUCUUCAUCUUCCCUUAAAGACCCAACAUAUCCUUAUAAAUCGUCUGCAUCUUCAUCUAAUCUGCCUCCCUCUUCUUUUAGUCCAUCUUCUAAAUCAUCUGUAUCUUCCCCCAACAGCCCUAAACCCCCUCCACAAUAUUUUUCUCCAACUUACUCUAAACCACCUCAAUCUUCACCUUCACUAGCCCUAUCAUCAUCUAAGCCACUCCCGUCAUCCCCGAAACCCGCCUCCCGAUCUUCCUCUGGACCGUCCCCAUUUCCCCACAAUGGACCUCCUUCUUCCUCUCGGCCACCUCCAUCUUCCCCUUCGCAAACUCCAGCCUUUAAGCCGAUUCUUUAUAUGGCUCACUCUGAUGAAAUAAAUGGAGAAACGAAGACGAGUUAUGUAUGGGAAAAGGGUUCACCUAUAUAUGCAAUUCCUGAGGAUAUCAAAGGUCUAAUCAAGAAAGACAUUGUGCCAGCAGUUCUAAAGCAGCCUUUGUCUCCUUCAACUUAUAAGCAUUACUUUGCUGCUCUGUUAUAUGCUGAGGAUUUCUACUUGGAGAAAUGGAGUGAUUUCCAAUUGCAGAACGUGAUUUUGGAGUUGCAAGAAGCUCAAAUUUAUAAAAGGUCAAACGAGUACAAAAAUUAUAAUAGAAAUGCUGAGAAGGAUGAUAAAAUCUUUGUGGUAUUUGAGAUUGAUUCUGUUCCUGAGAAGCGGCCAUUCCUUUUAUCAAGAGACUUGGUCUAUGCACGACCUUCGGGUAAAAAAGUCGAGCCGUUUAAGGGUUUGAUCUAUCGCGUGGUGAAGAGCACUCGUGUAUUAGUCGAAUUUGGAGAUGAUUUCAAGUCACAGCAUUGUUCAACUCGCAAAUAUGACAUCAGCUUCUCCUUCAACAGAGUAUGUCUGAAAAGGGCUCAUCAGGCAGUUGAAGCUGCAUCAGAUCCUUUGCUCCUGAACUUCCUCUUUCCUGAAUGUAUCUCUCGACAGAACAUCCUUAACGCACCAGCUCGGGCCUAUCAGGAACUUGGUGCAGAUGAGUUCUCCGCUGUUCAUCGAAUUUUAAGCUUUCGCAGCUCACCACCUUAUCUUCUUUGCGGCUCACUCAGUAUAAAUAAGGCAAAUAAGUCUCUAUCAAGAACUGGAGUUGUUGUUCGAGAAGCAGUAUUUGAAGCAUAUAAAACCUCCCCAAAUAAUCGAAUUCUUGUAUGUGCUCCUAUAAACAGCACAUGUGAUGUGCUGAACAGAAGUCUAAAGGUGAAGAUCCCAGAGUCGGAUAUAUUUCGAGCCAACGCAGCAUUUCGAGAGAUAGAUGGGGUGGGUUCCUAGUGACAUUCUUAGCUCAUGCAUUAUAGAGCGGGAAUUAUUU